ACCAACAUUACCACCGUCGGGUCUUGUGGUCUCCCCCUUAGCUCCAUGGAUAAUGUGGAACCUCUGGAAGGCAAGGAAUUUCCUCAUCUUUGAGGGCCGCUCUUUCUCGGAACAAGACAUCGUUCUCAAGUCUCUGAAGGAAGCAAAGGAUUGGCAAGCAGCUCAGUUGGCCUUGCCAAAGACUGUGAGUAAACCCCUGGCUAAGACUGUUCCAUCCAGCAGGGAGUUGGUGCAUACAUGCUUCACUGACGCAGCGUGGAGUGCUUCUACGGGUGUGUGCGGCCAAGGAUGGAUCUUUCUUGACCCCCAAGGUAACGCACCACUACGUUUCUCGACUUCACGCAGUUUUGUAGGCUCAGCCCUAACCGCAGAAGCAUUGGCAGUCCGGAGCGCUCUAAAUGCUUUAAAGACGGUGCCAGAACUCUCUUCGAUCAGAAGGCUUGAAGUUCACUCUGACUCACAUGUCCUAGUCUCUACCCUCAACUCUAAAGCUAGCUCAAAAGAGCUCAAAGCAAUCAUUCACGACAUAGCCUGCCUUGGUGCAGAGCUGUCCUCUAUCUCGUUUCAUUUCGUUCCUAGGUUGAACAAUGUAAUCGCUGAUUCUCUAGCUAAGGCUGCCCUGUUUGCAGCGAAUGCUUUCUCCCCCAGAGGAGUGUAAUCUCUUCCCAUUAAUAUCAUUAAUAGU
Molecule: messenger RNA, 685 nt
Organism: Arabidopsis arenosa
Lineage: Eukaryota; Viridiplantae; Streptophyta; Magnoliopsida; Brassicales; Brassicaceae
Source: the annotation of a GenBank genome assembly